Molecule: messenger RNA, 3586 nt
Organism: Trichogramma pretiosum
Lineage: Eukaryota; Metazoa; Arthropoda; Insecta; Hymenoptera; Trichogrammatidae
Exons: 12
Coding region: 393-2849 (818 amino acids)
Source: RefSeq, a predicted model, not a curated record
UCCACCGCGAACCGACGUAGCUUUUGCCGCGUACGAUCCGCAACCAUAUAGUAUAUAGUUUGUACACAUUGCAGCGUCGUGCGUUAUAUUACGGAAGGAGUGUGUGUAUUAUAUUAGUAUAUGGACGUCGUCUCGAAACUGGGCGGCGGUCGCGUUGCGCGCCUGAGACUACGUGCGUGAAUCAAUUGAUCGAGAUCGCCAUGCCGCUGCUCCUUUUUUACUGAAGCGAAAGAUCGCGUGUGACUCGAGUCUCGCCGUUCGUGAGUGUGCGCGUGUGUUGGUGCGCUUAUCGUCUUUUCAUUGAUCAAAGUUUAAGAAGGACGAGUGAUAACCGAUAAUACAGAGAGAAUAGUAUACAGACAUAAACAAAGCAACCGCACGCCGCGAUCAUCAUGAAUCGGUGCCUGCUAAUCGCCGCGGCGGCGGUCUACCUGUUGGGCGUAGUCACUAUAACCGGCGUCGUCGAGGCUGCCACCGACUACAGCAAAUACACCGACGAGCAGAUACAGCCUGACUGGUACUCUCGCGAUGCCUUCGAUGAGAUCCGAGCGAAAAUGGACAAAGUCACCGCGGACAAUUGCGCGAUACAGCACCUCGACGAUCUGUACCUGCCCGAGGACGCCGUGUCGCAUCUGCCUGACAUCAAGGAGUUCAACAUCAAUCCGAUCUUUCCCAAUAGGACCGCCUUGCUGCAUCUUCAUAACAUGGCCCUCACCAGGAGUUUUUACUGGAGUUACAUACUGCAGUCGAGAAAUUACAAACCACCCAUCAAUGAUACCUAUGAUCCUGGCAUGAUGUAUUAUUUCUUGUCCACUGUGGCUGAUGUCUCUGCCAAUCCCUACAUCAAUGCCUCUGCUGUUUACUUUGCCCCCAAUAUGAGUUUUUCAUCAUCUUACAGAGGAUUCUUCAAUAAAACAUUGCCUAGAUUUGCACCUAGGACUUUUAGGCUCGAUGAUUUCAAUGAUCCUGUGCAUCUAGAGAGAAUAUCUACAAGAAAUACAUUUUCAGUAUCUGAUCUGGGUGCUUUCCCAUCCAGUCAGUUGAGUAAGGAUUAUACAACCGACUAUUACAGAAUUAAUGAAUGGUACAAAAAGUGGUUACCAGAUAACGUUGAAAGGCAUGAUACUAAAAUAACGUAUCAAGUAGAAAUUAGAUAUGCAAACAAUACCAAUAUAACACACACAUUCCAUGGGCCACGAGGUGCUCAUGAGGAGGGUGGGCCAGUAAAGUGGAUAAGACCCUACUUUGAUUGUGGACGUUCAAACCGUUGGCUUUUCGCAGCUGUUGUGCCAAUAGUAGACUUGUACCCUCGUUAUACAGGAUUCAGGCACAUUGAAAUACCCAGAUAUACGGCCGUAUCAGUAAUCGAAAUGGACUUUGAUCGUAUUGAUAUUAAUCAGUGUCCUAAAGGCGAAGGUAAUAGAGGACCUAAUCGAUUUGCAAAUACAGCCAGAUGCAAAGUUCAAACAACCGAGUGCGAGCCGUUGCAUGGAUGGGGAUUCCGACGUGGUGGUUACAUGUGUAGGUGUAAGCCUGGAUGGCGAUUGCCGUUCGUUGUCCGGCGACCUUACCUUGGUGAGAUUAUCGAAAGAGCCUCGCACGAGCAGUAUUACAACGGAUUCGAAUGUUCCAAAAUCGGCUGGAUUCAAAAGAGACCCGCUGAAUUGAACGAGCCCUCACCUUAUAUGAGACAAAAGUAUCUCGAACAAUACUACGAGUACCAGAAUUAUUCCACAGGACCAGCAUCACUUCACGAUUCCAAGAUAAAUAUCGAUCAAGUACUGAAAUUCAUCAACCACGUUCACAAAGAUAACUGUCAUAAGUACACACCGGAGCAGUUGAAAUUAUCUGGAAACAUUGCCUUCGGCGUCGAGGAGUUUUACGAGAACGAAGCGAAAAUGGCAGCUCGUCUCGCCAACUUCAUCAGCUCGUUCCUGCAGGUAUCCGAUCCUGAGGAGGUUUAUUCGGGCAAGCGCAUCGCCGAUAAGCCAUUGAACGAAGAUCAGAUGAUAGCCGAGGUCGUUGCGUUGGCGUUCGGUAACGCGAGAAUCUGGUCAGCCGGUGUUUACUGGGAUCGUAACAAGUUCACGAAUCGUACCUACUUCGCUCCCUAUGCUUACAAGGAAGAAAGAAAUGCAUUGAAAUUGAAGGUGGAGGAUCUCGCUAGGCUUAAUACCACCGAGGAACUUUACACGAAAAAUGAAUGGUUCCAAAUUUUGAAGAAAAGAUGGGCAGCCAAUUACGAUCAUCUUGAAAAAUAUUUCCUCAAAAUGAUGGUGCGUUACAACGAGACCGGUGAAUCACUGAAAAAAUAUGAGCACUAUCCAACGUUCUACAGAGCGGCAAACCUGAAUGACGGCUACUGGACCGUCCCUUACUUCGAUUGUAACGGCAAAGUGAAGAAAUGGUUAAUUACCUAUGCAUCCCCCUUUUUCGGCUGGGACAACAUCAAAGACAAACUGGAAUUCAAGGGUGUCGUGAGCGUGACCAUGGACUUGCUACAGCUGGAUAUCAACCAGUGCGACGAUAAAUUCAAUGUUCCCAACGCGUUCAUGGGGACACACAAGUGCGACAAAAAAUCUUCAUACUGCGUACCGAUAUUGGGACGUGGCUUCGAUAGUGGUGGCUACAAGUGCGAAUGCAAACAGGGAUACGAGUACCCACUGGAGGAUCUGAUAACGUAUUACGACGGACAACUGGUCGAGGCUGAGUUCAACAAUGUCAUUUCUGGCAAUCAGACGAGAUAUGACAUCUACAAAUGCCGUCUGGCCGGUGCAGCUUCUGUGCAGUUCAGCUGGGUAUUGCUGUUAUUAACGAUGUCUUUGUUCUUCCCCUUCUAUCGCAGAUAGAGAAAAGAAAGAGAGUAAGCUUAAAGCGUGUCUUUGUAUUUUUACGAUGAUACGACUUUAAUUGGAAAGUUAGUUCGACCUUAGCCUUAUGAGUGCGAGAAUCCACGUAGUCAUAUCGCUACGAACUUAUUGUAAACAUUCAUCGGUUAUAUUCUUCCUUGGAAGAUAUGAAUCCGUCCACUUUGAAUAUAUUUUAUAUAGUUUUAACGAAAAAAAAUACCACAUCAUGUUUUGCAGUUGAUAAUAAUGCGUGAUAUAAAUUCUAUCGACAAACGCCUUAGUGCUAUGUAAAGAAUCUCAGAUAACGAACGAUUUUAUUGUGUUGAAUGACAAUAAGUAUGUAUUAAUUUUUGUAGAUACGUUGGUUUUCUAUAAAAUGUUAGGUGCCUUUACUGAUUCCAAAGCGGUAAUCGUUGCAUAUGAUGUAAGAUAAUUUUAAUUUACCGAAAGAUUAGUAUAAUGCGAUUAUUGCAAACUUUGUGAACCAACUGCCUGAGAAAAUGCCUGACUCUAUUAUUGUAGGUUUGCGUGUAUUUUAUAGUAAUUUAUAAAGACAUUUAUGAAGAUUUCAAAUCUACUUCAGAGUAAAUUUUAGCUAAACGUAGAUCAAUUUAUCGGUUUUCGUACAGUCGAUCCGUCCAUUAUUAUAACAACAUGUACUCCGUCCAAUGAAGUUCAAAUUUUUCAAAGAAAUAUUUGUGCACACGUUAUUUAAUAAAAAAUAUAGUGUAAAAUUA